This is a messenger RNA of Colossoma macropomum (tambaqui), 912 nucleotides long. It is a transcript of the gene pax10, whose product is annotated as paired box 10. NCBI's taxonomy places the organism in Eukaryota, Metazoa, Chordata, Actinopteri, Characiformes, Serrasalmidae. The record is from RefSeq and is a predicted model, not a curated record. Gene Ontology annotation, molecular function: RNA polymerase II cis-regulatory region sequence-specific DNA binding; DNA-binding transcription factor activity, RNA polymerase II-specific. Gene Ontology annotation, biological process: regulation of transcription by RNA polymerase II; anatomical structure development.
GUUAUAGGGGGGGAGAGAGGGUCUACAGCACGCUGAGGAGUGUGUGUGUGUGAGUGUGUGUGUGUGUGUGUAUGAGGUGUUAUGUAUGAAAAGCCCAUCAUGUUGAACCUCCAAAACAGCUCCAACUGGACCAACCCAGACAACUGGUACCACCAGACCAACACAAUAACCCCGCAGCAUGCAGCAGAUGGCUGUGUGGAGGAUAUGAACCUGCGGAUGGUGGGAGGAGCGGAGCGAGUGGUGCAGGGAGAGAGGGAUGAGGCGGACGAGUCUCAGCUCCACCUGCAGCUGAAGAGGAAGCUCCAGAGGAACCGCACCAGCUUCAGCCAAGAGCAGAUCGAUGCUCUGGAGAAAGAGUUUGAGAGAACACAUUACCCAGAUGUCUUUGCCAGAGAGAGACUGGCAGCCAAAAUUGACCUUCCUGAAGCUCGUAUACAGGUGUGGUUCUCCAAUCGGAGAGCUAAGUGGAGGAGGGAGGAGAAACUGAGGAACCAAAAGAGGUUAGGGGGCGGGACUUCCUGUUCCCAAACGCACACACCGCUGAGCACAUCCUUCAACUCACCUGUCUAUCACUCUCACCACGGCAACAGCUCUGCCUCAUUACACACUCGGAGCGACGCCUCUCUCUCCGGCUACGGCUCUCUCUCUGUGUUCUCCAGCGUGCAGUCUUUGCCCCCUCAGUCCACCCCAUCUUACUCCAGCAUGCUGACCCCCUCUCCUUCUGGUCCUCCUCCUCUACCUCGUAAAUUUGACUCCACCUCCUACUCCUCCCCUCACCUCCCUCCACCUCCCACAGCCAGCACAAAUACAGGUUUUCUCCCCGGCGUGUCAGUCACAGGGCCGGUAGCCGUGCAGGCCAGCGAUCAGGACAUGGGUCAGGGUCUGGGUCAGUACUGGACCAGGCUGCAGUGA